Molecule: messenger RNA, 1182 nt
Organism: Mesorhabditis belari
Lineage: Eukaryota; Metazoa; Nematoda; Chromadorea; Rhabditida; Rhabditidae
Source: the annotation of a GenBank genome assembly
AUGAAUAAAAACUUCGAUGCUGAUCUUGAAGAAAUGUCAAAUGAAUCAGAUCCACCCGAUUUCUUUGGAUCAAUCUACACAUUGGAAAGGAGGAUGCGAGGAUCACCAAGACUUAUCCUUUCGAGAACUUUUCCCUCGGAUUCCUCAACACCGAUCACUCCACCCACGAACUUUCCACAAAAGUGUUCGUGUAGAUAUUUGUGGAGAAAAGAGUUGCACGGUCUUUCACAACUCAUGAUGGUGAAAUCCUUGUCUUUUCCCAAUUUGAUUUUUUGUCCGAACAGUCCCGAUGCGGUUCAUGUUGAAGAUAUUGUAAAAGAUAUGGAAACGAGAUUGGGUGGUCAUCUAAAUGGCACCUACAAGGAUCUCUUGAAAUAUUUCAUUGCCGGCUCCGGUUUUGAUUAUGUGUACAUUGAUCAGUUCUCUGAUGAAUACAAAAGAAAUCUUCAAAUGAACUACGAGAUUUGGCGUGGGAAUCGCUCAACAUUGGAUCUAUUCAAAUUCGUUUUUGAAGAGAAUUCAAUCACAUGCAAUGAGUUUUUCCAACAAUGCACUCAAGGGUCGUUAAACGCAAACUGUUGCGACAUCUUUUCACCGACGUUUGUGAUGCUGCGGGGAAGAUGUUUCAAGCUUAACGGCUACAACCAAAAUGACGCGGACGAGUUAGCCAAGCUUAGGCUCUUCAUCAAAAACAUUCCCAGCCCACUCGUCAACGAUAAUCAUUUCCAGUCAAAUGUGAUCAUGUUUAUUGGUGAUGAGAAUAUUGAAACGUCGACAUUUCCUCGUUAUUAUCUCAAUCCAAACUCAUGGAACAAAUUUCGUUUCAACUCCCGGUUGAUUAUAAGUCUAUCGGAUAAUCCACGUUGUUCGAUUUUACCAAGAAAUAGAGGUUUGUAUACAUGCUAUGUGUAUGAGUACAUCAAAGAGAGCGUUGUCGGCAAAUACAACUGCACUCUACCAUAUUAUAAAGAAACGCUUGAUUAUGUUUAUUCCGUUCCCGUUUGUAAUGUAUCAACAGUAAUCGCCAAUUAUAGUGACAUAAAAUGGCCGAGAUUGGAAAGUGUCUUCCAUCUUGCUCUCGCCGAGAAAUUUCAAUCGACUGGACCUCGGCGCCGGACGAUCAAAUUGGAGAGAAAUCUUAUGGUUACCGACUUGAGCUUGCUUUCAAUGAGCUACAAGUGC